ACAGUAUCGGUGCAGCAGGAAUACGAAAGAACCACCGGAGAUUCUCAAGUUCUCACCCACCAAAUUGAAUUAUUUUCCAACAAAAUCACCUCGAUCUUUUCUACCAAUUCCUCAAGAACUUUCAGGUGAAUUUGAAUCAUAACAUAAACCACUGAUUAAUUUUCUUUGAUGGACUGCCUACGAUUUAUCAACGUGGGGCUCACUUCGAGGCUACGAUAAUCCCCCAACGGCUUGGACAAUUAGAAGAACACCUUGAGAAAUAAAAAAAACAUGUUGAGUUCAGUGAGAUCGAGCACUCGUCCUCUCCUGCGCCUGAGACGUUGGAAAAGGCCAUCUCGAACUUUUCUCUCGUCGUCGUACCCCUGCACCGAUGCCUGGAACCGCAGGUUCGAGUCGCCCCUUCUCAGUAAAAUCAAUCCCAGUGACAUGUUCCUGGAGCUCGACCAGAAGUACCAGAGUACCGGAGCGAUCAGUCCUGUGGACGUCGACAUAUUCGCCAAUACAGUGCAGAGUGAGGAGAGGGUGGAUGAAGUAGUGGAUAUUCUCCACAAAUUGAGGCUCACCAUGCAUACAACAAGUACACUGGACUCCACUCAUCAUGCUGUCAUCAGGUACCUCCUGGAUACGGACGAGAAGACGUUAUUGGAUGUUCUCAAUGACAGAUUGAACUAUGGAAUCUUUCCCGAUCAUUUCUCGUAUAAUUUGUUGAUGGAUACAUUCAUUAAGAGGAAGAAUUUCGCCUCGGCUGCGAAGGUUGCGUGUCUCCUGAUGCUCCAGGAGGACCAGGAACAUCCGAUCUGCAGUGCUCUCGCUGUUUACUCCUGUCACAAGUACCUGGAGAACACUGAGGGCUGGGCACCACCACCCCCACCCCCUCCAGUCGACCCCAAGGAGGAAGUGGUGAAGAUCAGGGUAACGUACCUGAGAAACCCUUACUUCGAUGAUCAUUUCGAUCUGGUCGAUCCUAAGCAUCUUGUGGGGAAGACUUUUGUCUUCUUUGGGAAGUACAAGGACGACACCUUGGGGAGGUCUUUACUCCUGAGGGGGUAUGUACUCUGGGGAAAAUUUGGGCUGGCUGCGGAGGUCGUCCAGAGGUGGAUUGAUGCGAAUGUCAGGGAAAUUGUUUAUGAGGAGGUGUUGGGGCUCGUAGAGAAGGAGCUGGAGGGUGUCGAAGGGGAGAAGGUUGUGGAGGAUGUGGAGAAGCUGAAGAAACUCCUGGGGAACCUUCGAGGAAUGGAACUGAAAAAAGGGAAAAUGGAAGACGAAAUGGCGGAGAGGAUUAGAAAAGCGGUUGAGGAAAGGGAGAAAAACGACAUCGAAGAACAGUGCAAGAAUUACAAGGAAUGGGAGAAAAUCCGAAUGGAUGUUCUGCAGGCACAGCUAGUGGAAAUCGACAAGCAGAAGAGACUCAAGAAUGUUCAGGAGAUUAAAAAGGACUUGCAGGUGCAAGAGAGACUGCUGACAUUCUUCGAGAACGAGGAGAAGAUUGAGCUCCAGAUAGAAGAGAAACUUCAAAACGAGGACCGGAAAUAUGGACCUCCAGUGGAGGUCGAAGAGGACAAGGAAGAUAAUUACAUACCGCCAGAAGUUAAACAGCAAGCCACCAAGAAUCGUAUUUAAUUAAUUCAAUUAAUGCACGUCCUGUAGAUACCUCUUCCUCAAAGAAAACGAAUUUAAUAAAUUCUUCUCGAAUAUUAA
Fopius arisanus is the source of this 1698-nucleotide messenger RNA. Its product is annotated as 28S ribosomal protein S27, mitochondrial. NCBI's taxonomy places the organism in Eukaryota, Metazoa, Arthropoda, Insecta, Hymenoptera, Braconidae. Gene Ontology annotation, cellular component: mitochondrion. The record is from RefSeq and is a predicted model, not a curated record. The coding region runs from base 271 to 1620 and encodes 449 amino acids. The transcript has 3 exons.